AUGCCGUCUACCGUCACCAAGCCCGAAAUUGAACACUUUGUCCCAGUUAACCCGACAUCUGAGCCUUUGGAAUACGCUGAACUGGUCACGUUAGACCUUUCCACGUACGACAAUGGGCCAGACGCCCGCAAAAAGCUUGCCGACGAGCUGAAACAUGCCAUGCGAACACAAGGCUUCUUCGUCGUGGUCAACCACGGCAUCUCUAUCGAGCAGAUCGAUCGACAAGUAGAUAUUGGUUAUCAUGUGCUCACUAAGACCUCAUUGGAAGAGAAACAGCGCCUGGAAGGCAGGAUGAAACAAGAGGGCAGCUACCAAGGCUUCAAACUCCGUAACUACUGGCAAAUCGACCAAGGCGUCAAGGACCAGAUUGAACAAUAUAACUGGAAUCGAGAUCUGACUUUGCGCGAACACCCUUCUACUUUCACCCCAUUCAAGGACGAGGUCCAGGAGUUGAAUGAAUUUGUCCACAAAGAGAUCUUGUUCCGACUCCUGACCCUUUUCGCCAUUUCCCUCGAUCUGCCACAGGAUUUCUUCGUCAACCUCCACCAGUAUGAUGUCCAUGACGAUUCCUGGUUCCGAUACAUGAUGUACUUUCACAGCCACAAGGCAGAGGAUAUGGAGAAGACGGGUGGGGUGUGGCUCAAGGGCCACUGCGACUUUGGCUCUAUUACCAUGUUAUUCAGCCAGCCGAUGGCAUCGCUGCAACUCAUGGACCAUUUUAGCGGCAAGUGGCGAUGGGUCCCGUACGUUCCCGGCGCAAUCGUCGUCAACGCCGGGGAAAUGAUGGAGUGGUGGACGGGCGGCUACUACAAGGCCACGAUUCAUCGCGUAUGCCAACCGCCUCCCGAUCAGCGCCAUCAGGACCGUUGUGGUUUGUUUUACUUUGUUGUUCCCAACGACGAGGUCAAGGUCAAUACUCUCCUGGAGGAGUCAAGCGUGCUUCGCGAAGCCGGCGUGGAGAGGAAAUUCGAGCCAGGAACAGAGCCAACUUCAAAGUUGUACAGGUCUGCUCGUAUCGGUGCCUAUGGACAGACUGAUCUGUUCAAGGGCAAAGGCAAAGGCAUACAAGAGGAGACCAUUGCGGGGAUCAAAUUGAAGCAUUACAAUUGA
Molecule: messenger RNA, 1110 nt
Organism: Cladophialophora psammophila CBS 110553
Lineage: Eukaryota; Fungi; Ascomycota; Eurotiomycetes; Chaetothyriales; Herpotrichiellaceae
Exons: 1
Coding region: 1-1110 (369 amino acids)
Molecular function (GO): dioxygenase activity
Source: RefSeq, a predicted model, not a curated record